Striga asiatica is the source of this 5659-nucleotide messenger RNA. Lineage: Eukaryota; Viridiplantae; Streptophyta; Magnoliopsida; Lamiales; Orobanchaceae. The record is from the annotation of a GenBank genome assembly.
AUGCCCGACACGAUUGGGGACUUGAUCGCGAAUAUGGUCAAUGGGAGGGCCCGUUUCGCAUUGACAUCUGUUGUAGUAAUUUUUACCGGAGUUAAACCAAAUGAUUCAAUCCCCAGGUCGUGUCUCUCGAGGAAGUUGGCACGGCGUGGCACAGGCGGCGCGGCGCUGCAGGGUCUUCGCGGCGCGGUGGUGUGCAAGGCGGAGUCUUCAGUCCGGGUCGUGGCAUGGGCGCGGCGUGGAGAAGGGCUGUGGCGCGGCGCGGCAGGUUGGCACGGCGAGGUCGCGGCGGGCGACGCGGCGCGGCACGGGCACGGGCGUGGGCAGCUGGUUUCCGUGCACGUCUUCACUUUUCGGACUCGUUUAUACUCUGAGCAAGUUGACGGACCAUUGUACGACGGUCCGCCAAUUUUCGAUGAGGAGCCUCCGGGGCAAGAAGAAUUCCUCAUGGAGCCUCUGACUGAUGUGGACAUUACGAACAUGGAGAAACGGAGUAUCCCGAGCAUGUGCGACGCCAUGCGAGUCAUCUUGACAACCUGUGAUAAUCGUGUCGUGGCCUCACAGCAGGUAUUUGGCUAUGUUCGACAAUUUGCAAAGUUAGGAAUUGCAGCGGUUCUUGUGGUUUCUUCCCAGAGAUUGUUUGUUUCGGGCCUCGUUAGUCCCGCCGAGAUUGAUGUCGAGUUUCACGAUGUUGUUGUCCUUAAAUACGUGAAGAAGGUUCUGGAAACAUUGGUAGUUUAUCUAUUGCGCAGGCGCGAGCUUUUCUCCCACAGAGCAUUUGUUCCGGCCUUGCAAACAAAUGCGACAUUCAACAUUCGUGUUCGACAGGGGGAAACGCCGGGUGAUUGCUGCCAUGGAAGGCAGAUCCGAUCCCGGACGCUCCUCAUCGUAGUCCACAGAGCACCGAAGGCUACCUCUGCCGCCGGCAUGGAGGAGGCCUUGGAGCUGGCGCGUGCCAAGGACACCAAGGAAAGGAUGGCCGGGGUCGAGCGUCUCUACCAACUCCUUGAAGCCUCCAGAAAGGUUCUGUCGCCGUCGGAGGUGACGUCACUGGUUGACGUCUGCUUAGAUCUCUUGAACGACGGCAACUUCCGGGUGUCGCAGGGCGCGCUUCAAGCGCUCGCCUCCGCCGUCGUGCUCUCCGGCGAUCACUUCAAGCUGCACUUCAAUGCUUUGGUGCCGGCGGUGGUCGAGAGGUUGGGGGAUGCAAAACAGCCGGUUAGGGAUGCCGCGAGGAGGCUCUUGCUCACGCUCAUGGAAAUACAUCUUCUGUGCAGAAUUUGUUUCAUACCUUUAGCUGAAGUUUGUUGUACUUUCUGCUUAUUUGCAAUUCCUGAAGCUGUACUUUCAUAUUGCCCUUUAUCUAUUUCUUCACCGACAAUCAUUGUUGAAAGAGCUGGGUCUUAUGCUUGGACUCACAAGAGCUGGAGAGUUCGAGAAGAGUUUGCUCGUACGGUGACAUCGGCUAGUAGUCUCUUUGCAUCUACUGAAUUACCUCUUCAACGUGCCAUUCUUCCACCUAUUCUGCAGAUGCUGAAUGAUCCAAAUUCUGGUGUGAGGGAUGCAGCCAUUUCAUGUAUUGAGGAGAUGUAUACUCAGGCAGGACCUCAGUUCCGUGAAGAACUGAACCGGCAUCAACUACCUACAUCAAUGCUAAAAGAUAUUAAUACCAGAUUGGAGAAAAUUGAACCAAAGGUUCGCUCUACAGAUGCAAUUACAAGCAAUUACACGUCUAGCGAGAUUAAGCCUACAAACCUUAAUACCAAAAAAAGCAGCCCAAAAGCCAGAAGCUCAACACGUGAGGUGUCACUUUUUGGAGCGGAUGGUGAUAUCACAGAGAGACCUGUUGAACCAAUUAAAGUUUAUUCAGAAAAGGAACUUAUCAGGGAGUUUGAGAAGAUUGCUUCCACCCUCGUACCUGAUCAAGAUUGGUCUAUCCGUAUUGCUGCUAUGCAAAGAGUUGAAGGGCUUGUUAUUGGAGGUGCUACUGAUUACUCUUGUUUUCAUGGGCUUCUUAAGCAACUGGUUACUCCUUUGACCACACAACUAUCUGAUAGACGAUCCAGCAUUGUGAAGCAGGCAUGUCAUCUAUUAAGCUUCUUAUCUAAAGAUCUCUUGGGGGACUUUGAAGCAUGUGCUGAGAUGUUUAUUCCAGCUCUUUUCAAGCUUGUUGUGAUAACAGUUCUUGUAAUUGCUGAAUCGGCUGAUAACUGCAUAAAAACGAUGUUGCGUAAUUGCAAAGUUUCUCGGUCACUUCCUCGGAUAGUUGAUUCUGCAAAGAAUGACCGUAAUGCUGUACUCAGAGCGAGGUGUUGUGAGUAUGCACUUUUGAUCCUUGAACACUGGGCUGAUGCUCCCGAAAUACAUCGCUCGGCUGACCUGUACGCAGACCUCAUUAGGUGUUGUGUUGCAGAUGCAAUGAGUGAGGUACGAUCUACUGCAAGGACUUGUUAUAGAAUGUUUGCAAAAACAUGGCCUGAGCGCUCUCGACGCUUGUUUUUGUCCUUUGAUCCUGUUGUCCAAAGGGUAAUAAAUGAUGAAGAUGGAGGAAUGCACAGAAGACAUGCUUCUCCUUCCUUUCGUGACAGGAGUUCGAACAUGUCAUUUACCUCUCAGACAUCUGCACCUUCAAACAUUCCUGGAUAUGGAACUUCUGCUAUAGUUGCAAUGGAUAGAAGUUCAAGCAUACAUUCAGCAUCUUCUCUGUCGUCCGGUCUACUACUCUCACAAACCAAAGCUUCUGGUAAAGGUACAGAUCGUAGUCUGGAAAGUGUGCUGCACUCCAGCAAACAGAAGGUCAGUGCUAUAGAAAGUAUGCUGAGGGGUUUGGAUAUGUCCGGGAAAAGCCGAUCAUCCAGUUUGGACCUAGCUAUUAAUAUUCUUGGCCCUAGUGCAGGAGUUGACCCACCAUCAUCUCGUGACCCACCAUUUCCCCUUGCUGUUCCAGCUUCUAGCAGUCUUGUAAAUUCUAUAGUAGAUUCAAUGCCUGGUCUUUCUAAAAGCAAUAUUCGCAACGGAGGUUUGGCGAUGCCUGAUGUUAAAACUCAAUUCCAGGCUUCUAAACUCUCGGGUAAAUCAGCGUAUCAAAGCAGUGUGGGAAGUGAGCCUCUGCCUGUAUAUUCUUACGCGGCUAAGAGAGGUUCCGAGAAGGUACCUGAAAGAGGAUUAGUCGAUGAAAAUUCUGAUUUUAGGGAUAUAAGGCGAAGUAUGACGUCCAGUGUUGAUAAGCAAUAUUUAGAUACACAAUAUAGGGAUUCGCAGAACCAAAUACCGAAUUUUCAGCGCCCUCUUCUACGAAAGAAUGCAGCUGGACGGAUGUCUGCAGGACGAAGAAGGAGCUUUGAUGAGAGUCAGUUCUCUUUGGGUGACUUAUCGAGUUUUUCGGAUGGCCCAGCUUCUCUUAAUGAUGCUUUGAGUGAGGGUCUUAAUUCUAGCUCCAACUGGAGUGCUCGGGUAGCUGCAUUUAAUUUUGUUCAUUCUCUGCUACAGCAAGGCCCGAGAGGCGUUCAAGAAAUCGUGCAAAGUUUUGAGAAGGUCAUGAAGCUAUUUUUCCAGCAUUUGGAUGAUCCCCACCAUAAAGUUGCACAGGCUGCCCUUUCAACUCUUGCAGACCUUAUCCCUGCCUGUCGAAAGCCAUUUGAGAGUUACAUGGAAAGGAUUCUACCCCAUGUUUUCUCGCGGUUGAUUGAUCCAAAGGAAGUAGUGAGGCAACCCUGCUCAACUACUUUGGGCAUUGUUGGGAAAACAUACGGUACAGAUUCACUUCUACCAGCUUUGCUUCGCUCGUUGGACGAACAGCGCUCCCCUAAAGCCAAAUUGGCAGUUAUUGAGUUUGCUAUAGGCUCAUUUAACAAGCACGCACCAAAUUCUGAGGGUUCUGCUAAUCCUGGCAUUCUUAACCUGUGGCUUGCAAAAUUGGUACCAUUGGUCCAUGAUAAAAAUACUAAACUGAAAGAAGCAGCCAUUACAUGCAUAAUAUCGGUUUAUACUCAUUACGACUCGGCAGCAGUAUUGAAUUAUAUCCUUAGCUUAUCUGUUGAAGAACAGAAUUCUUUAAGACGGGCAUUGAAGCAGUACACCCCCCGCAUAGAAGUUGACUUAAUGACCUUUCUGCAAAGCAAGAAAGAUAGACGUGGCAAGUCCUCAUAUGAUCCAUCUGAUGUGGUUGGGACUUCCUCCGAAGAAGGUUAUAUUGGAGCAGUGAAGAAAAGCCAUUUGUUUGGAAAAUAUCAUUCGGCUUCUGUUGAUAGUGAUGGUGGUAGGAAGUGGGGUUCUCUUCAAGAUGCAUCUCAUAUUACAGGUUCUAUCAGUAACUUAACAUCUGAUGAUGCGGCCCAUAAUGAGAAUCUGAAUCAUCAGGUUCUGGAGAUCAAUUCUAACCCUGAUGUUCCUACCUCAAAUUAUAAAACCUUGAAUUAUGACUCCAAUACCACAGCUGAUAUUAUCAGGGCUCGGUCAAUGGAUAGCCAUGCAAAUGUUGAGAGUUCUUCAACACCACAUUUUGACAUCAAUGGUCUGAUUGGAUCUGAUCAUUUACAAAAGUCUUCUGACUUUGAGGUUGAUAACUUGUCCUCUGAAGUGACACUAAAUAAACAUAAACUCCCAGAUAUAAAAGUAAAUGCUACUGCUGAAUCAGGUCCCAGUAUUCCCAAGAUUCUUCAUUUGAUUUCUAAUGAUGAGAGUCCUUCAGCAAACAAGCGUGAUGCACUUCAGCAGUUGAUCGAAGUUUCCGUAUCCAACGAUCAGUCUAUUUGGAGCAAGUACUUUAACCAGAUAUUAACGACUAUACUUGAAGUGCUGGAUGAUUCUGACUCAUCAAUACGCGAGCUGGCCCUUGCAAUUAUUGUUGAAAUGGUCAAGAACCAGAAAGUUGCUAUGGAGGAUUCUGUUGAAAUUGUGAUUGACAAGCUGCUUCAUGCAAUAAAGGAUGUGGUUCCUAAAGUUUCCAGUGAAUCAGAGAAUUGCUUGACUAUAGUCUUGGCUCAGUACGACCCGUUAAGAUGUUUAGACGUUAUUGUUCCUUUACUUGUUGACGAAGAUGAAAGAACUCUUGUCACAUGCAUUAAUUGUUUAACGAAGCUUGUUGGCCGGCUCUCCCAAGAGGAGCUGACAGCUCAAUUGCCCUCAUUUUUGCCGCAUCUUUUUGAUGCAUUUGGUAACCAGAGUGCAGAUGUUCGCAAGACCGUUGUUUUCUGUCUGGUAGACAUAUAUAUCAUUCUUGGGAAAGCAUUUUUACCAUAUUUGGAGGGACUCAACAGCACGCAACUGCGGCUGGUGACGAUUUAUGCGAACCGGAUAUCUCAGGCCAGGACUGGCACCCCAAUUAAUGCUACCCAAUGAUCGACUCUUUCGCUAUAAUUGAUUGGUUUUAUUUGUUGUAUUGGUUUGAAUAUUUAUGUUUGUGGGGUUUGUAUAUUUUGUUUUAGUAAGAAAGGUUUGGCCUAUGUAUUGCAAUUCUUUGUGUAAUGGUAUUCUAUAAUAUUUUUAUUUAAUUUUUUGACUCGUUUGUUGGGGAAAAAACCCGUAGAUGGUGAUUGUGGUCGAGUGUGUAAACAAAUGUGAUGAUUGUAUUUUAUCUUGUUCUUGUGAUCAAGUAAUAUUUUAUUUUCCACAAACUAAGUGUUGUAAACAAAUGUGAUGUUUGUAUUCUAUCUUGUUCUUG